AUGGCCGAUUUUAAUGCGCCCACAAGUCCUCCGCCUCCAAAAGUACCCGAAGGUUGGGUGGUACGCUGGAACGAGCAAUACAAGGAAUGGUUCUACGUCAACACCUACACAAAAAAGUCCCAAUGGGAGAAGCCCACUGAACCAGCCCGGCCGCCAGGUGACGAACUAAGCAGUGCGCCGGCCGGUCCUCCGCCCUCUUACACCCCUGGCGAGAACAAGCAGCCCUUCCCCAGCGACCACAAACCCAACCCGUACGAGGACAGCCAUCACCCUACUGCCCAAACAAGCAGCGCCGCGACAACCUCUUUCCACCCCACCAACACCGAAGAAGACGCCCGCCUGGCGCGACAGCUCCAAGCCGAAGAGGACGCCCGCGCCGCCCACGCCUACGGCGGCGUGAGCCCCAACCCGUCAUCGAAUCUCAACAACCCUUGGCAGCAAUCGGGAGCGUACAAUCCCUCCCCGUCUCCGGCCCAGGCACAGUCACCCUACCCGGCCCAGCUGCCCCCGCGAAAUAACGACCCUCUCGAAAAGGGCAAGGGCCUGUUGGGGAAGCUGUUUGGGAGUAAGAAAACCGCUGGAGGCGGCCACGGGGCAAGUGGUGGUAGUGGUGGCUUGCCCGGCGCGCUGGGCGGGUUGAUCGGUGGUAGGCAUGGUCAGCACGGACACCAACAGCAGUAUUACGGAGGAGGAGGUGGAUAUCCCGGGGGAGGGUACGGUGGUGGUUACCCGCCUUCGCACCAGCAGGCUAUGUACGGGGGGUACCCGCCUCAGGGAGGGUAUGGGUACGGUCAGGGCAUGGGGGGCAUGGGGGGCAUGGGCGGGUUUGGCGGGAGGCAUGGUGGUGGUAGCAGUGGGAGGCCGGGAAUGGGCAUGGCGUUGGGAGCGGGCGCUUUGGGGGCGGGAGCUGGUCUGGUCGGUGGCAUGAUGGUUGCCGAUGCUAUUGAUGAUAGCCAGGAUGCGGCUUAUGCCCAGGGAUAUGCAGAGGACGGGAAUGAUGGCGGCGAUUUUGGAGGUGGUGGUGAUUUUGGAGGUGGUGAUUUUGGAGGAGGUGACUUCUGA
Canariomyces notabilis is the source of this 1062-nucleotide messenger RNA. RefSeq lists its product as uncharacterized. The transcript has 3 exons. Bases 1 to 1062 code for a protein of 353 amino acids. The record is from RefSeq and is a predicted model, not a curated record. NCBI's taxonomy places the organism in Eukaryota, Fungi, Ascomycota, Sordariomycetes, Sordariales, Chaetomiaceae. Gene Ontology annotation, molecular function: protein binding.